AGUUUAUUGGUGAAUUUCAAACGAGUGAAUAGACUCGUGGUGGUUUUCAAAUAAUUCGUAUAUUGUUGUUAAAUACUUGGAAAAUAUAUAAAAAAAUAUUUAACCAAGCUUAAUAAUUACCAAAACAUAAUUAAAACGUAAUAAUCGUUAACUUAAAUUGACAAAUGCAUAUUAGAAUUCAUUUUAUUUAUGUGUAUCAUUAUUUCAUAUAUUUUAUCUCGUUCACUGAUUCUUACUAUUUCUUAAAAACGUGAAAUGAGUCAGUCAAAGUUAUCAACACCAAACAAAACGAAAAUUAAGUAUGAUGGUACUUUAACAAAUAGUACGAAAAUAUACGAAUCUCCAAUCAAACAAAAUGAAAAUAGACAUAAACAAACAAUAUAUCAAAAGAAUGCAGGUCGUUUUACACAUUUACCAAAUCAUAUCACACCACCAUCAGGAUUAACAAAGUUCAUUGCAAGGAAUCCAUUUGAAAAUGAUUUGACAAGUAGAUUGCACAUGUCUGUUAUCAGUCCAAGUGUUUUUAAUAAGGUUUCUAAUCUCCAACAAUCACCUGAAUUUGCAUGGAGCGUAGAAGAAUUAGCUCUAAUAAAACCAGCAGAAAUAGAAGAAUUUCCUUUAGAGCAAAUAUAUAAUGUAGAUCCAGACAUUGAAUUAAAAGCUCAGGCAGCAAUUGAUAAAUUUUUUAUGACAAAUGAGAUAAUACCUAGCCCAUGGGAAUCUAAGAAAAAAGAAUAUAAAGUAGACAUUAAAAUGGAUACUCCUAAACGGCUUACUGAUAAAUCAAAUAUAAUUAAAGAUUCUUUUAAAACAACAAAAAAAGAUGGUACAUGUCAAACAAUUUUAUCUCUUCCUCCAAAAUUACCUCAAAAUGUUGAAGAAGCUUUAAAACCUUAUUUUACGUUUAACGAGGAACAAAGUAUAGAUAGUGAUGAUGCAAAUUUAAGUACAAGUUCAUUAAGAAGAAAAUUAUUCUUCAAUUACACUGAGUGUCUUGAAGAUGAAGAGCAAAAUUCUCUGCUAGUUUCACCAAUCAAAAUGAACAAUUCUUUAACAUUCUGUAAGAGUCCUCCAGAAAGUGGAAUGUUUAUAUAUGGCACACCAUUAAAGAAAUUUUCACGCAAAAUGCAGCGUCAUGGAACACCUAUACAAAAUUCUGAAAAUCUAUCACCCAAUAUAUCUUCUAUACUUGAUAUCAGAAACACAUCAGCAGAAAAUAUAAAAACUCGCUCCCGUUCAGCAAUAAAAUUAGAUUUUAGUCAAAGCAUAGAGAUGUCUACUUCAGAGAAUAUUAAGGUUUCUGAAAAUAAUGAAGUACCAGAUAUGGUCUUAUUUUCACAUAACUCGUAUAUAAACAAAGAAAAUUUUAAUCAAUCGAAUAAUGAUCACGAGAACAUAAGAACAGACAUAUCUGUAGAAAUGAAUUCAGUAAUGGAAAAUUCUACAUCUUUAAUCAAAGACAAUAAAAAAAAUGAAAUGAUUAAAGAUAUAGAUAAAUAUCAUAAUAAUAUUAAUGAGAUGAAACACUUGCCUGAUUUAAGUCAGACUUAUAAAUUGGAGAACUGUACUUCGCACAAAACUAAUAUAUUUUUGGGAAUGUCUGAGAGACAAAGUGUUUCUAAUAUAGUUCAAGACACUGGAUAUCAAACUUAUUCCAUGAAUAGUACAACAAAUCUAAUGGAAAGUAGUUCAGUUAAGCAGAAAUUUUAUUACAAUGAACAGUUUUUAAUAUCUGACGAUGAAAUUCCACUUUCUGAUUGGAAAGAAAAUUUUAAACAUUUUGUUUGUUCUACACCUUCAAAAUAUAACCAUGAAAGGGCUGGUUAAAUUCAUCUUCUAUAUGAACGAGGAUUUGCUGCUAAAUUCUCAGUAUUUUUUCAUAAUUAUAAGAAUAUUUUAAAUAAAAGUAAAGAUCAGUAGAGUUAAAUAAUAUGUGUAGAAUUAAUGAGUUAAUAAGAAUAUUUAGUUUUUACUAGUUUUCAUGAUUAAUAUUUUGACUUUUAUAUAUGCAUUUUCUAAUACUACUAUGGUUCCUUUUUAUAUUUAAAUCUCUAUUAUUUCUUUAUUAAUGCAA
Vespula pensylvanica (western yellowjacket) is the source of this 2074-nucleotide messenger RNA. It is a transcript of the gene bora, whose product is annotated as protein aurora borealis. The record is from RefSeq and is a predicted model, not a curated record. Lineage: Eukaryota; Metazoa; Arthropoda; Insecta; Hymenoptera; Vespidae. The transcript has 7 exons. Gene Ontology annotation, cellular component: cytoplasm; nucleus. The coding region runs from base 256 to 1827 and encodes 523 amino acids. Gene Ontology annotation, biological process: regulation of mitotic nuclear division; regulation of mitotic spindle organization; activation of protein kinase activity. Gene Ontology annotation, molecular function: protein kinase binding.